AUGAACAUAUUCUCCCAAGUAAUAAAACCCUUCAUCCAUUCAUGCAACAGAUUUUUCUCAUGUGAAGGAGGAGCAACAGGUUUUAAAGUGGCCAUUGCUGGAGCGUCUGGAGGUAUAGGACAACCUCUGUCUAUGUUGAUGAAAAUAAACCCUUUUGUGAAAGAGUUGUCGUUGUUUGACCUCCUACAUACACCAGGUGUAGCAGCCGACCUGUCCCACAUAGAAACACCAUGCAAAGUGAAAGCGUUUAUGGGUUCGGAUCAAAGAUGCGAAGCUUUAAAGGAUGCCAAUGUUAUAAUUAUACCAGCAGGGGUUCCGAGAAAACCCGGCAUGACCAGAGAUGAUCUAUUCAACGUUAAUGCAACCAUUAUCAAGGAGUUGGCUGAAGCUGCGGCUGAAGUUGCACCGAAAGCUCUAAUCGCUAUUAUAACCAAUCCUCUUAACUCAGUGGUACCCAUUGCAUGUGAGGUGAUGAAAAAAGCCAACAAAUUUGACCCAAGGCGUAUUUUCGGAGUGACAACUUUGGAUAUUGUACGAACUAAUACUUUCGUUGCUGAUGCUAUGAAGAUAAAUCCUAAGGAAGUUAAUGUACCUGUUAUCGGAGGUCAUGCAGGAAACACCAUAAUACCACUGUUUUCCAGGUCAAAACCGCAUGUUUCCUUCAGCGAUGAGCAAAUUAUAGCCAUGACCAAACGAAUACAAAAUGCUGGCACUGAAGUUGUCCAAGCCAAAGCUGGAGCGGGUUCAGCCACAUUGUCCAUGGCUUACGCAGCUGCAAGAUUUGCGAAUGCCCUAAUGCGCGGUCUAAGUGGUGAAGAAAAUGUUAUGGAGUGCUCCUAUGUGGCCACUGAUUGCGGGGAAGCCUCCUAUUUUUCCACGCCUUUAGUGCUGGGGAAAGACGGCGUUAAGGAGAAUUUUGGACAUGGGGAAUUGAACGAUUUCGAAAAACAGGAAGUUGAAACUGCGAUACCUGUACUCAUCAAAAAUAUAAAAGCUGGAGUGGAUUUUGUUAAUAAGUCCAAAUAAGUUAAGUUGAACUUGUAAUAUUUAAAAUGAAUUAAAG
This is a messenger RNA of Brassicogethes aeneus, 1063 nucleotides long. The record is from the annotation of a GenBank genome assembly. NCBI's taxonomy places the organism in Eukaryota, Metazoa, Arthropoda, Insecta, Coleoptera, Nitidulidae.